Messenger RNA from Camellia sinensis, 2662 nucleotides. The record is from RefSeq and is a predicted model, not a curated record. Lineage: Eukaryota; Viridiplantae; Streptophyta; Magnoliopsida; Ericales; Theaceae.
GGGGGGGGGUUUGUUUGUACCGCGGUGCGUAGUUUCUUCAAUGGUGGUUAUCUACUCAGAGAACUCAAGCAAACCAACUUGGUUUUGAUUCCUAAGGAUAAUGUCAUAGUGGCCCAUGAAGCUUUUCAUUCACUCAAACUCUGUAAGUCAGGGCAGUUGGUCAGAUGGCCAUCAAGCUUGAUUUUGAUAAGGCUUAUGACAGAAUCGAGUGGGAUUUCCUGGACAUGGUUUUGAGAAAAAUGGGCGUUGAUUCGAAGUGGGUUAAUUGGUCAUGGAAUUUGUUCCCACGGUUAGCUUCUCUAUUUUUGCCAAUGGAGAGAAAAGGGCCUCAUUUGUCCCAUCGCGGGGCCUCUGCCAAGGCGAUCCUCUCUCCCCAUACCUCUUCAUCAUCGUGGCUGAUGUUUUGUCCAAGCUUAUUUCUCAGAGCUUGCGGAAUAGAGAGAUUUCUGGUUUCAAGAUUACACAGUUGUGUUCUACCCUAUCGCACUUGUUCUUCGUUGAUGAUAUGAUGCUUUUCUUGAAAGCUAAGGACAUGGAAUGUCAAAAAAUUCUGGAUCUCUUGAGGGUGAAUUGCGAGGCUUUGCGUCAGAUGGUAAACUUUAAUAAAUCCAGUGUGUAGUUUUCGCCAAAUGUUGCCCCUGCCGUUUGUGAUUCUAUCUGUUCUCUCUUCGGCUUCAAAAUUUCUUCUCCUCAUGUGAAGUAUUUGGGCUUGCCUUCUUUCUGGGGACGAUCUAAAACAGCAGCUUUUGAGUUCAUUAUUGAGAAAGUCAUCUCCAAGCUUCAGGGAUGGAAACAAAAAUUAUUAUCACAAGUUGGAAGAGAAAUUCUAAUCAAAGUUGUAGUUCAAGCUAUUCUAUCAUAUGCCAUGGCGUGUUUUGCUUUUCCUAAACAAUUCUGUGCAAAACUCAAUUCCUACAUAAGUAACUUUUGGUGGGGAGGAAACCCAGACAACAAAGGCAUCUAUUGAAUCAUUCGGGAUCAGCUAGCUCUGUCCAAGUUUCAAGGAAAGCUUGGAUUCCGUGAUUUUCAAGCGUUUAAUUCAGCACUUCUUGCCCGUCAGGGAUGGCGAUUGGUGAAAUAUCCUAAUUCCUUUUGUGCUCGCAUUUUGAAAGGCAUCUAUUUUCCCUGCACAGACUUUAUGCAUGUUACUAAAGGCAGGCGAGCUUCAUGGGGAUGGGCAAGUCAUUUUCAAGGGCGCCAACUCUUACAGCAAGGAAUUAGGUGGCAAAUUAACAGCGGCUCGCAUGCUUUGUUUUGGGAGGAUUGUUGGGUUUUGGGUCUCCCAGAUUUCAAAAUUUACUCAUCUAAACCCGUUGGGACUGAGGUAGUUAAAGUUAAGGAUGUUAUUGAUCAUAUUCAUAAGAGUUGGAAUUUGAACUUAUUACGUACUCAAGUGUCGGAGCCUAAAGUUCAAGCAAUCAGUUCUAUUCCCGUCUCGCUAGCACCAACCGAAGAUUAUCUUAUCUGGCAUUUCGAAUCAACAGGUCACUGUACUGUGAAAUCUGGGUACCAUGUCACCAAGUCAGGAAAUUCUGGGUCUACUGGCCACACCCCAUCUUCUUCAUUUCAGGUUCCGAGCUCCUUUUGGAAGCAAAUUUGGAGGUUGAAGGUUCCCCAAAAAAUUCGUCACUUUUGGUGAUGGGUGUGUUGAAAUGUGCUUGCAUCAAGGGAGAAUUUGUUUAGACGAAAGUGUGCUUAUUCCUCAACAUGCCAACUUUGCCAUAAGGCAUUGGAAAUUGUGGAACAUGUUCGCUUUGGCUGUGAGUGGGUUCGUCCAGUUUGGUUUGGUAGCACUCUCAACUAUAGAGUAGAUUAGGGUGCAAUUCACUCGGUACUACAGUGGUCUAGUGUCAUGAUGGACAUCCUUGGAAAUGAUGAGGACCGUAAUUCUUUCUUCAGUACGAUGGCAUGGAUUGGCUGGUAUAUUUGGAAAGAACGUAACAAUUUUGCUUUCAAUCAUCUCCUGUUGAGCCCUCCUCGACUCUAUAUCGAGCUAGAGUGGCUAUGGCUGAAUUUGAAGCGGUGGUCUCUCUUCAAGUUGCAGGUCAUUCUCAACAACCUCCUCAGAUCGCUGCUGCAACGAAUAGAUGGGAACCUCCUGACCAUGGUUUUUACAAAGUCAACUGUGAUGUGGCAGUUCUACAAGGAUCUUCUCGUGUAACAAUUGCGACAAUGCUAAGGGAUAAGAACGGUCAUCUGGUAAACGGCCUCACAAAGAAGUUGUGUAUUUCUUCACCUUUCCAAGGGGAGGCUCAGGCUUGCUGUUUGGCCUGUCUUCUUGUCCACCAGUUCAAUUUGUUAGAUGUUCUGGUUGAAGGGGAUAACAAAGUCGUGAUCUAUUUUUGUGUUACCGAAACAGUUCCUCCAUGGGAAUGUGGAGCAAUUCUUAGUGACAUCAAGCUUUUGGUGUCCCAAGGCAGGUUCUCCUUUCAGUGGAGGCCCAGGGUUUCGAAUAAAGUGGCACAUUGGGUAGCACAGGCGUGCCUUCAUGAUCAACUCCCUGUAGAUUGGGUGUCUAAUCCUUCUUCUCCCCUGCUUUGUUUUUUGGCAGCUUCUUAGUUUUGGUUGUAAUGAUUUCCUCUAUUAAAAAGGAAAAAGAAAAAAAAGUAGAUAAAGUUUACGUGUUGUGUGUUUGUGUUGCUCUCUUCUAACUACUUAGAUU